GCACUGCCCUUCUUGGAGCAGCACUGGGAGAUGGGCCGCGUCCCACAGCCGCCUGAACCCCCGAGGCAGCCCUCAGUCACGGCAUUACUUCACCCCUCAGAUCUGCCUGACUGCUGGAGAGCUGCGACGCAACAAGUACAACCCAGAGAGGAACAGAAGGCCGCGUUUUUUCAAGUAUUCUCCGCUGCGAAGUGUGACUCAUUCUCAGCACAGCCGCUAUCGUAUCUGCCAUCGUCGCAACGACAGCAGCGCUUCCCCCCAGCGACGAGCGACAGCGGCCGGAGAACUCAGACCCGCUUCCUUCCUGGGAGACCGCUGGGUGCCGUCGUUUCCUCUGACAGCGCAGCGCUGUUUUCAGGCAGCCCCCACCCCGCGCUGCGCUCCAUCCCCCUGCCAUGAGCACGGCGGACUGAGCGCUGCCGAACCGCAGCACAUCGCACCGCCCGCCGCACACCGGGGGUUCCCCGCUCACCCCUCGCGGGCGGUGCCUCCCUGCGUCCGUCGCAGCCGCGCAGAGGCGGAAGCGGCAGCGCCGAGGCCGGGCGGCGGCGGCGGGAGGUGCUGAAGAUGGCAAGUAGCUCAGCUCCUUGGAUCGGUAGCGCUUACCUCUUCCUUCAGUCAACAUGCAAGACUAUCAUUCUGCCAAACCUCUAUGAAAGUGCCCAGAAGAAGCCCUGCGUGUUCAAGGCACUGAAGCUGGCAUUAGCAGACUCCACCGGCAGCGUGAAUGGUGUGGACAUGCUCAAAGUGCACUGCAGCCACCCACACCUGAUAGUCCAGCUCAAAUUCUGCAAGCAGGAGAACUGCCGCCGCUUCCUGCAGAGUUACCGGGAAGGAGAGCUCCAGAAGUCCCUCCAGAACCACCUCCAGCUCUCCUUGGCCAUGACCACGGUGCCUCUAGAAAUGGAGCUGAAGGCUGGCAAUGAGCACCUGGACAACAUGCUGAAGGAUGAGGAUCGCUGCCUGGAGUGCAUCUACAGAGAAAAGCCUGACCGCCUGCGGGACGAGGAGAUUACAGAGCUGGAAGAACGCCUCAAGAGCCUUAUUCUUCACCAGAACAUCAACAACAACAUGCCUUCCAAGGACUGCAUGUCACUGAACUCCCCAUCUCUACCUUCUCAAGGCAGCUCCCUUUCCCCACAGGUCACAUUUGUUUUUCAGGGACAGCAGUUUGACAACAGGACGCUCACAUCAGAUGACCACCAGAAAUUUGCCAAGCUUGUGUCCAAGAAGUGGAAGCAAGUGGGUCGCUCUUUGCAGAAGAACUGCCGGGCCCUGCGAGAUCCUGUCAUUGAUAACCUGGCCCAUGAAUAUGAUCGAGAGGGACUAUAUGAACAAGCCUAUCAGAUGCUUCUCCGAUUUAUCCAGUCAGAGGGGAAGAAGGCAACGAUAGCACGACUGAUUGCAGCCCUGGAAGAAAAUGGUCUCACCAGCUUGUCUGAGGAGCUCUUGGGCCUCCAUUCCAAUGAGAAUGACUCCUAGAGCCCAAAGGGUAGUGGCAUUGCUGAGGUCUUUCUUGCUUUAGCUGAUGUAUAAGACUGCUGCCAGCAUCUGGGAAUGUAAAGCCUUGAAAAUCACUGCAGGUUUAUGUGCUGAAGGGAGUGCCCUGGGCAGAUUUUCUGUGCUUCCAGAAGCCAACAUGGGGCUCUGAUGUUCCUUAUUUCUUUCUGUUUCCAGAAGUCAGUGUUACUUUCCUGUGAACCACUGAGAAAGGCUUUCAGCCUGACUUCCUUCAGAACUGAAAUGUCACAGAGAAGCAGCCAGGCAAGUUAACAAGUCCCAGGGGAAGGUGGGAAAAGGCAAAAAGCAAGGAAAGCAUCUCAGAGAAUUUUCUUGGGAAGCAAAGCCAGUAUUUCUCAGAUGUGGCCCAGGGCCAUCACCCAGAGAGAUGUAAUAUAUUUUCUUAUAUUGACAUUUAUGCCUUCAGGCACGAAACUAUGCAAAGACAAAGGAAAAGUCAUGUUUAGAUUGUUUUCUUUGUUUUUCAAAUUAGGACCAUCUGCGGCAAGUACACCUGUCCUACUCUACCCCAGAGUAGUUCUUCCCACAUCUCACCUCAUGAAUGUUCCCCUUUACGUAGGGCAGUAAUCAUCUUCCAUGGAGAACAAGAUUGCUGCUGUAGAACAGACUUCAGGCACUGAACAAACAGUGUGAAUAAGCACAAAAUGACUUCCAGCUCUUUCAGGACCAUGGCGAACAAUAAUAUAUUGACUGCCUCAUGUCUAGCAGUUCCCAUCAGCCUGGAGGAGUUUACAUCUGUGAGAAGGAAAACACAGUGCUGCAAGAAAAAUAUAUAGCCUUAGAGUCAGCAAGUUACGUAUAGGUAACUGAUUGGAACUGCUGCUGUAUGGUGCACUGCAGCAUCAAAUACCAGCCAGACCCUGCUGAGCAAGCCUCUCCAACCAGCUGGCUCCCAGUGCCUUUGCUCAACCUGUGCUUGGCCUGCUGAGUUCACCAGAGAGGGAUGCUCACUUGUGCAUCCUGAGUGUCAGGAUUUACACAGAGCCUUUCCAAUAACAGCAGUACUGUUGAUGCGUUACACUUGGGCAUCAGAUCCUGUGCCUGGACCUACCUACUGUGCUUUUGAGGGCAGAAUAUUGCUUACAAGAGGAAGUACCCAAAAUGGAGCAGAGCUUAUACCUUUACCUAUACCAAAGCACAGAGCAACAAGACUCUAGCAUGACACAGGUCCCAUAAAAAACAACCAGCUUUUACAUAUUCCUUAUUUUUUACUGUUAGGUUUUUACUUAGGCGUCUUUGUUAAUUCUCUCCCUCUUUGAACUCUGUUCCUGGGAAGGAACAGGCAGGUCUUGGAAGUUAUGUCAAACAGAGAGGGAAGAAUGUUUUCCAUGUCCUGUCCUCUCCCUUCCAGCAGUACCAGCUCUCUCCCCAAAAGAAAAUUAGUAUCUCUGCCAGGUUUCCUUUUGGGACCAGCACAGUGAUGCUGCAGUGGGACUGUACCUCAGAGCACUUAGUUUUCCCUGUCUGGGGAACUCUGUUUGGCAGCAGCCCACCUGGACAAUGGUAUUUAAAAAAAAAACAGAAACUUGAAAUUUACUGUAAGGGCAAUGGUGUUGACUCUUUAUUUUGCAACACAUGACUUUUCAGAAAACAUUAUCCAUGUAGUUAGUAUUUCUAACUAAGUUCUCAGCCUAUUCACGUGCUCAGUGUUCAUACAAUUACAAAGUAGUGGCCUGUUGGUGUAUAAAAGCUUUCAUGUCAUCUCUUAGUGCUCAAAAUGAGAGAGAUUCAUUCUUCAGCAUCAACUUCCAAGUACAAAAACUUUCUUAGCUGUUAUUACACAGCACUAAGCAUGAACGCUUUUAUUUUUCCUUUCCUUUUUUCUUUUUUAAAUGCAAACCUUGUGCAUUUUAUUCCUCUGCUAGCACUUGGCCUGCGUGUUUCCUCUUACUCACAGCUUCCCUCCCAAAAGUGCCAUUAAGUGCUGCAGCUUCUGGCUCCUUCUGUUCAGAAAGCAGCUAUACCAGUAGUCGCAUGUUAUGUGCUGUGCACAUUUGAUUCUGGUCUCAAGCAGACUCCUUCCUGCUAAAAGAGCUGGGGUUUUUCUAUAUCAUUUGGCACAAACGUAGGUAGAGGCAAUUUUCACUGAUGCUUUACGGUGAAAUAGACAAAUUACAGGAUGUGAGAACCAGGUGUCAUUUGCAUUGAAUUGACAUGUGGUCAGGGCAUGACUUUGGACUCGAGCCUGUUUUAUCCAGAAGAUUUUGUAGCUGUUUUGCACCAGCAUGCCAGGACAAGGGGUCUGAAAGCACACAGGAAGGAGCACUUGCAAACAAAAAACAUUAGCAGCGGCUUGUGGAAGGAAUUAGAGUCUUUACCUCUGAUAGCAACGUAGUGAGUGAAACCAGAGGAAAAGUUACAUGCUGGAAAGCAGGCACUCAGCAUUGGACACUGGCUUUCUUUCUGGGGCAAAGUUAUUGCACACUGCUCCUACUCAGGUGCCAAGACAUGCAGGUGACCCUCCCUUAGUACUACUCAGCUGACGUGUAGUGUGUGAGACAGGCUGAGGGCAGAGCUGCAGCUGAACUGGGCUACAUCCCAUGACAGCUCUUACUAAAGUGCAGAUACGCCUGAAGAAAAUACUGCAGGGGGAAGCAAUCAAACAUGCGUGAAACCAGCACGUGAUAUUAAAAGUAAAUGAAGAUAGUGAUCAAUUCUAUGUAAAAAAUAAAAUUAUAGACUAAAAAUAAACAGCAGAAACCAGUCCAAAACAUGUGCCCAGGGAGAGAUCCAACAGGGCUUUUGUUGUGGUGCAGACUGUUUCUGUGGUUUUAGCAGUGUUUCAGAUUCGAGGGAGGCUCCUUUCAUUCUGCCAGAAAGAACAAAAACGCAUCCAAAGGAGGAUUUGAGUGAGUUGUUUUGGCACACCAGAGUUAGAGCUGGGCAGCAAAAGGGAGUGGAAGUCAAAGUGUGCAGACUUUCACAUGAGGUUUGUCAGAAGGUAAACAGAGGGAACACUCAGGUGUAAAAACAGGCACCAAGGAAAGCAUUGGACUGCCCUGCAGGACAGCCAUGAAUUUUAACAUAAUGCUGAAAAAGACUGUACAUCAUCCCAGCUGAUUAAUUAAAACAGGGCAGGGAAGGUGCUUUCCACCAACUUUAGUUCUCACAAACUGCAGCUGCCUAUGGACGAGCUAAUGCACAAAGGACAGGGUUUUGGUGUUGGUGUUGGAAGCGUUGGAAAAUCACGAGCUAAAUGGAAAAGAAAAAAAUUAAAUGCACUCCCAGUUUUUCACAUCAAGUCAAAUUAAAAACAAAUGCUGAAUGAGCCCUUGCAGCAUCGCUUUCCAGGGCUCCACACACAGUUGCAGCAGCAGAUACAUGGAUUAUUUUUAAUGCAGAAUGGGAUGCUCAUAUCUGAGCACUAUGGGUUACAGGACUUCAGGUGAGCCUCCAACUAAAAUGGUUUGCUGAAGUUUUGUAGGAAGUCUCAGUAUUGUAUCUGCUUCACAACAUGGGGGAAACGGCAGCAGAAAAUAAUGUCCUCUGCACUGCCAUCAAGAUCUGGACAACAUUGAGGCUGAGGAAACCACCUGCUUGGGGAAGUCAGAGGUGCCUGGGGAGGAAGCUGCUCCGGCAAAAGGUCUUCUCAUCAUGUGAAGAAACUGUUCUUUUCCCUUCUUGGCAUUCAGUGAACAAUCUGCUUCAGCACUGAGAUGUCCUGCAGCCAGGGCCAGCUCUUCCUUUCCAGAGAUACCUCAGAGCAGGAGCCUAAUGUGGCACUCAAGGCACUGAGGGACCCCAAACUCACUUGUUUAGUCUGACUGAAUCUUCAUAUGUACCUAUGAACCUCUGGCAUUGCACCUCUGAAUCCAAGGCAGUACUGGAAAUGGGAAGGAGAGGGUUUCUUCAGUCUGACCCACACACUGGGGCAGAUGAGUGGUGUUGGUGAGGUGCUCUGUUUCCCAGGGCCUUGGCUGGCCAUUUGGCUUUUGCACAGUAAUGGGCCCAACUGGUGAGGCAAUUUUUAUGGCCUGAAGUAAAAAAAAUUACACCAAGAAAUAAAUUCUUCUCUGGAUUUCACUGGGAUUGCACUUUUAAAGGGGUUAAAAGUUUGAAGUUUGAAGGAGUUUGGCCAGAGAUUUCUAAUUGAAAUCAGUUGAAGAUCUGUGGUCAGGUCCCUUAGUCAUCAGUGGAAAAAUCCCUUGCUGACCUUCUACUUCCAAAUUUCCACAAUAUGCAGCAUCAGAUUGGGAUCAGCAUCUGCAGCUGUGGGCUGCAAAGCCACGCAUACUCAGGUCUGGGACAUUCAGUCUCUGUGGUACUCUCUUCUGUAGGGAAAAAAAAAAAAAAAAAA
Messenger RNA from Coturnix japonica (Japanese quail), 5818 nucleotides. It is a transcript of the gene TRADD, whose product is annotated as TNFRSF1A associated via death domain. Gene Ontology annotation, biological process: positive regulation of canonical NF-kappaB signal transduction; extrinsic apoptotic signaling pathway. Gene Ontology annotation, cellular component: tumor necrosis factor receptor superfamily complex. The record is from RefSeq and is a predicted model, not a curated record. Lineage: Eukaryota; Metazoa; Chordata; Aves; Galliformes; Phasianidae. Gene Ontology annotation, molecular function: transmembrane receptor protein tyrosine kinase adaptor activity.